AUGCGCAUUGCGUCCUGCUUUUGGCCGCUCCACGCAUCGCGCCGACCAGGCCGCCGCCGUCGCCAUGCGCAAUACCCAUCUUUCCUCACUCCCUCGCAUGCCUCCACAUUUGUUACGUUGAAUCACCUCUCCGUCCCUCUCACCCACUCUCAUACGCUCUCAUUCCCUCUCACCCACUCUCAUACGCUCUCAUUCCCUCUCACCCACUCUCAUACGCUCUCAUUCCCUCUCACCCACUCUCAUACGCUCUCAUUUCCUCUCACCCACUCUCAUACACUCUCAUCCCCUCUCACCCACUCUCAUACGCUCUCAUUCCCUCUCACCCACUCUCAUACGCUCUCAUUCCCUCUCACCCACUCUCAUACGUUCUCAUUCCCUCUCACCCACUCUCUUACGCUCUCAUUCCCUCUCACCCACUCUCAUACGCUCUCAUUCCCUCUCACCCACUCUCUUACGCUCUCAUUCCCUCUCACCCACUCUCAUACGCUCUCAUUCCCUCUCACCCACUCUCAUACGCUCUCAUUCCCUCUCACCCACUCUCAUACGCUCUCAUUCCCUCUCACCCACUCUCAUACGCUCUCAUUCCCUCUCACCCACUCUCAUACGCUCUCAUUCCCUCUCACCCACUCUCAUACGCUCUCAUUCCCUCUCACCCACUCUCAUACGCUCUCAUUCCCUCUCACCCACUCUCAUACGCUCUCAUUCCCUCUCACCCACUCUCAUACGCUCUCAUUCCCUCUCACCCACUCUCAUACGCUCUCAUUCCCUCUCACCCACUCUCAUACGCUCUCAUUCCCUCUCACCCACUCUCAUACGCUCUCAUUCCCUCUCACCCACUCUCAUACGCUCUCAUUCCCUCUCACCCACUCUUAUACGCUCUCAUUUUCUCUCACCCACUCUCAUACGCUCUCAUUCCCUCUCACCCACUCUCAUACGCUCUCAUUCCCUCUCACCCAUUCUCAUACGCUCUCAUUCCCUCUCACCCACUCUCAUACGCUCUCAUUCCCUCUCACCCACUCUCAUACGCUCUCAUUCCCUCUCACCCACUCUCAUACGCUCUCAUUCCCUCUCACCCACUCUCAUACGCUCUCAUUCCCUCUCACCCACUCUCAUACGCUCUCAUUCCCUCUCACCCACUCUCAUACGCUCUCAUUCCCUCUCACCCACUCUCAUACGCUCUCAUUCCCUCUCACCCACUCUCAUACGCUCUCAUUCCCUCUCACCCACUCUCAUACGCUCUCAUUCCCUCUCACCCACUCUCAUACGCUCUCAUUCCCUCUCACCCAUUCUCAUACGCUCUCAUUCCCUCUCACCCACUCAUACGCUCUCAUUCCCUCUCACCCACUCUCAUACGCUCUCAUUCCCUCUCACCCACUCUCAUACGCUCUCAUUCCCUCUCACCCACUCGCAUACGCACUCAUUCCCUCUCACCCACUCUCAUACGCUCUCAUUCCCUCUCACCCACUCUCAUACGCUCUCAUUCCCUCUCACCCACUCUCAUACGCUCUCAUUCCCUCUCACCCACUCUCUUACGCUCUCAUUCCCUCUCACCCACUCUCAUACGCUCUCAUUCCCUCUCACCCACUCUCUUACGCUCUCAUUCCCUCUCACCCACUCUCAUACGCUCUCAUUCCCUCUCACCCACUCUCAUACGCUCUCAUUCCCUCUCACCCACUCUCAUACGCUCUCAUUCCCUCUCACCCACUCUCAUACGCUCUCAUUCCCUCUCACCCACUCUCAUACGCUCUCAUUCCCUCUCACCCACUCUCAUACGCUCUCAUUCCCUCUCACCCACUCUCAUACGCUCUCAUUCCCUCUCACCCACUCUCAUACGCUCUCAUUCCCUCUCACCCACUCUCAUACGCUCUCAUUCCCUCUCACCCACUCUUAUACGCUCUCAUUUUCUCUCACCCACUCUCAUACGCUCUCAUUCCCUCUCACCCACUCUCAUACGCUCUCAUUCCCUCUCACCCAUUCUCAUACGCUCUCAUUCCCUCUCACCCACUCUCAUACGCUCUCAUUCCCUCUCACCCACUCUCAUACGCUCUCAUUCCCUCUCACCCACUCUCAUACGCUCUCAUUCCCUCUCACCCACUCUCAUACGCUCUCAUUCCCUCUCACCCACUCUCAUACGCUCUCAUUCCCUCUCACCCACUCUCAUACGCUCUCAUUCCCUCUCACCCACUCUCAUACGCUCUCAUUCCCUCUCACCCACUCUCAUACGCUCUCAUUCCCUCUCACCCACUCUCAUACGCUCUCAUUCCCUCUCACCCACUCUCAUACGCUCUCAUUCCCUCUCACCCACUCUCAUACGCUCUCAUUCCCUCUCACCCACUCAUACGCUCUCAUUCCCUCUCACCCACUCUCAUACGCUCUCAUUCCCUCUCACCCACUCUCAUACGCUCUCAUUCCCUCUCACCCACUCUCAUACGCUCUCAUUCCCUCUCACCCACUCUCAUACGCUCUCAUUCCCUCUCACCCACUCUCAUACGCUCUCAUUCCCUCUCACCCACUCUCAUACGCUCUCAUUCCCUCUCACCCACUCUCUUACGCUCUCAUUCCCUCUCACCCACUCUCAUACGCUCUCAUUCCCUCUCACCCACUCUCUUACGCUCUCAUUCCCUCUCACCCACUCUCAUACGCUCUCAUUCCCUCUCAACCACUCUCAUACGCUCUCAUUCCCUCUCACCCACUCUCAUACGCUCUCAUUCCCUCUCACCCACUCUCAUACACUCUCAUUCCCUCUCACCCACUCUCAUACGCUCUCAUUCCCUCUCACCCACUCUCAUACGCUCUCAUUCCCUCUAA
Molecule: messenger RNA, 2808 nt
Organism: Closterium sp. Naga37s-1
Lineage: Eukaryota; Viridiplantae; Streptophyta; Zygnematophyceae; Desmidiales; Closteriaceae
Source: the annotation of a GenBank genome assembly